AAACAGUGCACUAUUUGAGUAUGCGUGAUGGAGUGGUGGUGGAGCGGAGCGCAGCGUUACACUAGGAUCUAGGACAGAAUUUGACAAUUUUUGCCUUUGGAUCUCAACGCAGAAAUCCUACCAACGUACUCUGUGAAACUGAGCAGUUGGCGCCCAACAAACAGUUCAUCUGUCGUCGAUUAAUUCAGAAUUUUACUUCGUCUUCCAAUUUCUGUUCACAAAUCUGUGAGUUUGAAUUGAUUCAAAGGUUAGCAGAGAUAGAAUUAACAAAAUGAAAUUACGGUCAUCACGUUUGCAACAACGGGAAACCAGUUUUCCAGAUUUGGACGUGACAGCUCCCUUCGAAUCUUUCGACGAUAACAGCGCCAUGUCGAAAGCUUUGAGGAAUCCUCUGGUUCUCGACAUUAUUCUCGGCCAGCUUAACAACUCCGACUUGAGAGCGGCUCGGCUAGUGUGUCGCGAGUGGGGCGACGUUGGCGCCGGUUUGUUAGGAAAUCGAACCUUUCUACCCGUCAACAAACUUUUCCGCUGCGACGGAUCGAGAUUGUACCAGGUGACCCCUGUCCACGAAAAACUGACCCGAGGCAUCCGCAUCCUGGACAGAUUUGACCCCUCCGUCCCCACCAAGAGGACUGAUGACGUGAUCACCAAAGUUUUUACCGAGCUCUCCUCCACUCUGGCACAAGUCACAAGGGAAAUUGAAUUUCACGUCAGCCUAAAAAAAUUUGAGGCCGCAUUUCUCCAUGGUUUGAGGACCCUCAAGUCCACGCAGAUCCAACAGAUUUCCAUCUUGGUCACUUCCAGAAACGCAAACGUGGACAAAGAUCGAGUGCAAGCACUUCGGAAGUUGCCCCUUCAAAAAAACUUGACCUCGCUCAAGUUUCAAACUUCUCAACACGUUCUAUACGGGACAUCCGGGAUUCACGCGUUUCAGCCGCUGCUCAAAGUCUUGAUCGACUCUGCCCCCACUUUGACCACUUUAGAAGUUACGGCCUCGUUCUAUCCGAGUUUAGAGGGGUGCAGAAAUCUCCAAGUUUUGAAGUUUUUAUUCGUAAAUUGUACCAACGCGCACGCGGCUUGUCCCAAAUUCAACAUGGCCGCUGUGACAUCGAUGUUGACCUCCGUGAAGGAUUCAUUAAUCAAGUUGGAAUUGGGGUACGCAGAUGGUCAUGCACAUGGGUUUUACUAUCCAGUAAAUAUACAGGGCCGGGAUCUUGACCUUCCCGUCAUGACGAACCUUACUUCCCUCGUCCUCAAUGCGCCGUCUGAGUACCUAAUCCAUAAUUUCUUUGACGAAGGGCACUUCCCAAAGCUGAAGAACCUCUCGUUCAAAAACUACUACCUCGGACUGACCCAGUUCUCAACUCAUAUAAACCUAUGGAAGCCCCACCGAGGAGUUCAAUCAUUCACGCUUACGACACGCAGUUAUUGCCAACCAGGCGAUAAAUUUGGGGAAGAGAUUAUUCGAUUAUUCCCGACAGCCAAGAAGCUUGAGUUGAGGUUGAACCCAUGUAACUAUUGUGUCCAAGAAUUUAUAGAAUCAUUCGAACCGUGGGGUCUGGAAGAGAUCAAGCUUAUCGUCGAGAGCGAGAACAUUGCGGCUGGGAUGGCUGGAAUCCUAAGAAUUUUUGCGAGUUUCAACGGCGUUAAAAGCGUCCACUUCCAGGAUACUAUUAUCAACCAGGUCGACUUUUCUGACUACAUUCAAGAUAUAAUCUUGCAUAGCAGAGGAUUUAAAAACGUGGAAAUCUCGGGACUUGUGGUCCCCGAAAUGGUGGACGUUUUUCGACCAAUUUUUGAAGCUAGUGGUGCACCCGUGGAUUUUAAGGGAGGGGUGUAUCGUAAUUAUUCGAAUUAAAUGAGUCGUAUGUAUUUAAAGGAAUACUGUGUGAUUAGUAAUUUGUGUAGUUGUUAAGUGUUAAACUUUUUAAUGUUUCCACUUAGAUAAUUUGAUAUAUAUUUCCUAAAAUUUGAAUUGAUUAAUACUUGUUUGACUUCGCCAAGAAUGGUUUUGUAAUAAAAAGCUAAAAAAUGAAAAA
This is a messenger RNA of Folsomia candida, 2039 nucleotides long. RefSeq lists its product as uncharacterized. Bases 272 to 1858 code for a protein of 528 amino acids. The transcript is spliced from 7 exons. The record is from RefSeq and is a predicted model, not a curated record. Lineage: Eukaryota; Metazoa; Arthropoda; Collembola; Entomobryomorpha; Isotomidae.